Messenger RNA from Microthlaspi erraticum, 402 nucleotides. Lineage: Eukaryota; Viridiplantae; Streptophyta; Magnoliopsida; Brassicales; Brassicaceae. The record is from the annotation of a GenBank genome assembly.
AUGACUGAGAUUAUCAAGAAGGAAGUUGGUUUCAAGUGGGAGAAGGCACAGGAGGAAGCAUUUCAGACUCUUAAGGAUCGACUUACUAAUGCACCUGUUCUUAUGUUGCCUGACUUUCUUAAAACUUUUGAAAUUGAGUGUGAUGCCUCAGGAAUCGGAAUAGGAGCUGUUCUCAUGCAAGACAAGAAGCCGAUUGCCUACUUCAGUGAGAAACUUGGAGGAGCCACUCUCAAUUACCCAACCUAUGACAAGGAGCUCUAUGCCUGGUCCGAGCCUUACAAACUUGGCAGCAUUACUUAUGGCCCAAGGAGUUUGUUAUCCACACUGAUCAUGAAUCACUCAAGCACUUCAAAGGCCAACAGAAGCUCAACAAGAGGCAUGCUCGCUGGGCCGAGUUCAUAG